This is a messenger RNA of Motacilla alba alba, 1449 nucleotides long. RefSeq lists its product as uncharacterized. Gene Ontology annotation, biological process: nucleosome assembly. The record is from RefSeq and is a predicted model, not a curated record. The transcript is spliced from 4 exons. Gene Ontology annotation, molecular function: structural constituent of chromatin; protein heterodimerization activity; DNA binding. NCBI's taxonomy places the organism in Eukaryota, Metazoa, Chordata, Aves, Passeriformes, Motacillidae. The coding region runs from base 58 to 1050 and encodes 330 amino acids. Gene Ontology annotation, cellular component: nucleosome.
GCGGCGCCGCCCCAGACCGGCGGUGUCGGCGGCGGCGGCAGCGCAGAGCGUGCGAUCAUGUCCGGUCGGGGCAAGGGCGGCAAGGGGCUCGGCAAGGGCGGCGCCAAGCGCCACCGCAAGGUGCUGCGCGACAACAUCCAGGGCAUCACCAAGCCCGCCAUCCGCCGCCUGGCUCGGCGCGGCGGCGUCAAGCGCAUCUCGGGGCUCAUCUACGAGGAGACGCGCGGCGUGCUCAAGGUCUUCCUGGAGAACGUGAUCCGCGACGCCGUCACCUACACGGAGCACGCCAAGAGGAAGACGGUCACGGCCAUGGACGUGGUCUACGCGCUCAAGCGCCAGGGCCGCCGAGGCCCCCUCUCGGGGCACGCCACUUCGUUCUGUUCUCUCAUAGCGAUGGCGCGCACGAAGCAGACGGCGCGGAAGUCGACGGGCGGCAAGGCGCCGCGCAAGCAGCUGGCCACCAAGGCUGCCCGCAAGAGCGCGCCGGCCACGGGCGGCGUCAAGAAGCCGCACCGCUACCGGCCCGGCACGGUGGCGCUGCGCGAGAUCCGGCGCUACCAGAAGUCCACGGAGCUGCUGAUCCGCAAGCUGCCCUUCCAGCGCCUGGUGCGCGAGAUCGCGCAGGACUUCAAGACCGACCUGCGCUUCCAGAGCUCGGCCGUCAUGGCGCUGCAGGAGGCCAGCGAGGCCUACCUGGUGGGGCUCUUCGAGGACACCAACCUCGCAGAGCGUGCGAUUAUGUCCGGCCGGGGCAAGGGCGGCAAGGGGCUCGGCAAGGGCGGCGCCAAGCGCCACCGCAAGGUGCUGCGCGACAACAUCCAGGGCAUCACCAAGCCCGCCAUCCGCCGCCUGGCUCGGCGCGGCGGCGUCAAGCGCAUCUCGGGGCUCAUCUACGAGGAGACGCGCGGCGUGCUCAAGGUCUUCCUGGAGAACGUGAUCCGCGACGCCGUCACCUACACGGAGCACGCCAAGAGGAAGACGGUCACGGCCAUGGACGUGGUCUACGCCCUCAAGCGCCAGGGCCGCACUCUCUACGGCUUCGGCGGCUAAAGCCUCGCCUUCCUACCGCACCAGCAACCCACAAUCACAAAGGCUCUUUUAAGAGCCGCCCACCUAUUCCUUUGAAAGAGCUGUAUUACAAUGUUACCGAGAUCUGCAGAGAAUGACGAUACUGUUUCAUUGUUCUUUCUAAAACUGGUAUUGCUGUCUUACGAAUGCUCUAUGCGAGCUCUGAAAUGUUUCAGUUCGCUGUUAACGGGGAAUUUGUCAUUGCUAUAAGCGGUGGUUCUUGGGUGUUCCUAAUUCUCUUAUAAAAACCGCUUUAAAUGCUCUAAUUAAAAUUAUAAGUGUAAUUUCCCAACGUCAGCCGAUUUACAAUUAUCUGAAAUGUCAAUCCAUGUCUUGAUUUUUUGAAAUGUGAUAAAAUAAAUAUAAGGAAAUUUAAACGAA